Molecule: messenger RNA, 1572 nt
Organism: Paecilomyces variotii
Lineage: Eukaryota; Fungi; Ascomycota; Eurotiomycetes; Eurotiales; Thermoascaceae
Product: methyltransferase TYW3-domain-containing protein
Exons: 2
Coding region: 153-1283 (376 amino acids)
Biological process (GO): tRNA methylation
Cellular component (GO): cytoplasm
Molecular function (GO): tRNA methyltransferase activity
Source: RefSeq, a predicted model, not a curated record
UUUUUAUCUCUAUCGACCCCUCCAGCCAAAAAUCCAGAAGCCCUUGGAUUUGCGCUAAUAAUAACAAUAACUACAGAUCAUUCUUAUUACUAUCACUAUCAUUAUUAUCACCAUACAUAAUACAAUAAUAAUAUGAUAUGACAUGAAAUGAAAUGAACACUCACGCCACCCCCACCCUCCCUGGCGCCAGCCAACCUCUCCAGAAUACAACUAAAAUCCCCGCGAGUUUCGAGUCGCGCAAACGCAAAAUCCUUGCGGAACUCUCCGUCCCAGAUGCAGAGUAUACAGAUCUCUCCCCCAAGGGCUCUGUCGAUGAGGGGAUCAGGGACCUCAUUCGUAACAUCAAUGGCUUGUCAGGUCUGGUUACCACGAGCAGUUGUGCGGGUAGAGUGAGUGUGUUUCUGGAGGGGCGGAAGAAGAAAAAGGAAAAGCAGAAGAAAAACAUUACUGCUGCUACUUCGAAUAUGAAGACCACUGAUGAUGAGGAGGAGGGAGAUGAAGAUGAUACAGAGCGCCAAUUUGCAUCUACUGGAGGAAAAGGAGGCGGGCGAUGGCUCUAUGUCUCUCAUGAUCCGGUCAAAGUGACAGAGGCGGGAGAUUCAGAGGAAUCUCGAUCGUUUCACGAGCUAUUUGGAAUGGCUCCUAGAGAUGGAAAUCUUACUUCUUCUUCUUCUACAGAUCAGAAGAAGAAGAAGAGGGAUGGGCUGCGUCUUGUUCAUUUCCGUUUCGAACCUAUGAUCCUCCACAUCAUGACCGCCACUCUCCAUCACGCACAACCCAUCUUAACAGCCGCAUUCAGCGCCGGGUUUCGUGAAAGCGGUCUCCAAAGCCUCCGCUGCCUGUCAGAUGAUAUGGAAACAAGCCCUAUCGUCGCGGUCCGAUCAUCAGGCUUAUCUCUAGAAUCUAUCAUCGGGUAUUGUGACGACAGUAGCAGCAACGACGACUCCUCACCCAUCAUCCGUAGCCUUGUCACGGAAGAAUACCUCCGCAUGCUGGUCGAGAUUGCGAAUGAGCGGUUCAGCGUGAAUACGGAGCGAGUAGAGCGGUUUCGGACGAAGUUGCUGGAUUUAGGUUCUGUCUCGAUGGGUGACAACUCGUUGUCGAAGGGAGGAAAAGGACGGGCAAAGCCUGCGGGGUGGGAAGAUGAGGCGACGAGACGGGAGAGGAAGAGGGCUGAGGGCCUGGCCAGGCAGAAGGCGUUGUUGGAAGCAAGAGGUGUAGCACGAGGAAAUGACGGUCUGGAUCAAGCUGGUGAUGAAGAAAUCGCAACUGUUUUCGAGUAGAAACAUUUCCCGCUCACGAGAGAAGAAUUGUAUGUAUAAGCGAUGAGUAGAUCUCCCAGCAGAUAUAUAUAUUUUGCGUCGCACGGGGAUACACCCCAGCAUGAUAGGAUUUGGAUGGAAAAGUGUUAGACCUCUUCCUCCCCGCGCGCUUUUAGUUUUUCUUGACUCUGAGCAUCUGAUCCGAAGUAAAGUAAAAUCUCCUAUAAACCAAUUGUCCAGAUCCCAUCUACUAUUACAACUGCUGCGAGAGAGAACUGAAUAAAAGUCUCCCCUUGGAGGGGGAAAGGAA